Staurois parvus is the source of this 314-nucleotide messenger RNA. NCBI's taxonomy places the organism in Eukaryota, Metazoa, Chordata, Amphibia, Anura, Ranidae. The record is from the annotation of a GenBank genome assembly.
UUAGAGGCAGAAAACAAGAUAAAAAAUAUUCUGAACCAAUGGACUGCAGACAUAGUACAGGAGAUGACCAGAGACUGCGGACAUAGUACAGGAGAUGACCAGAGACUGCGGACAGUACAGGGGAUGACCAGAGACUGCAGACAGUACAGGAGAUGACUGCUGACCUUUGGGGAGGGAGAGGGAGCGGGUACCUGAAUUUGACAGGUACCCGCCCCCACUUCCGCGCAGUUGUCCUCCCAUUAGUGUGGCCAUUCACAAAGUGCAGCGCUACUCGCCCAUGCGCACUGGGCACCUGGCUGUCGAGCCGAGAGCCC